Grus americana (Whooping crane) is the source of this 1420-nucleotide messenger RNA. Its product is annotated as T-cell activation Rho GTPase-activating protein-like. The annotation marks the transcript as partial. Lineage: Eukaryota; Metazoa; Chordata; Aves; Gruiformes; Gruidae. Gene Ontology annotation, biological process: regulation of Rho protein signal transduction; signal transduction. The record is from RefSeq and is a predicted model, not a curated record. The transcript is spliced from 8 exons. Gene Ontology annotation, molecular function: GTPase activator activity.
UUUUCCUUUGCAGCAGGAGGGAGCAGCUGCAGCAGCAGGAACAGGAGGAGGACACGGCUGCCCUGGCCCUUUGCUCUGCGGCGCAGCCCGGCCGCUGCCCAGGCGCCAGGGCAGGCGGGCUGCGGCUGCAGCAGGGCGCUCUUUGGCCAGCCCCUGGCAGCCGUCUGCGGGGAGGAGGGCACGCUGCCCCGGCCCAUCCAGGAGCUGCUGGCUGUCCUGCAGCAGGAAGGGCCAUCGACGGAGGGGAUAUUCCGGCAAGCUGCCAGCGUGACAGCGCUUCGGGAGCUGCGGGAGGCCCUGGACCGCGGUGCAGAGGUGGAGCUGGGAAGGCAGCCGGCGCUGCUGCUGGCUAUCCUCUUGAAGGACUUCCUGCGAAGCAUCCCCUCCAAGCUCCUCGUCAACGACCUCUACGAGGACUGGAUGGCCGCCAUGCGGAGGACCAGCAAGGAGGAGAAGAUGGCAGAGCUGAAAGCGGUGGCCGAGAAGCUGCCCGCGGCCAACGUCCUCCUCCUGAAGCGGCUGCUCUCCCUCCUCCGGCGCAUCGCCCGCAGCGCGGGCACCAGCAGGAUGAGCUCCAGCAACCUGGCCAUCUGCAUGGGGCCAAGCCUGCUGAGCCCACCGCACGAGGACCUGCUCCCGCUGGAGGCCAUGCUGGAGGCGACCGAGAAGGUGAAGGUGCUGGUGGAGUUCCUGGUGGAGAACUGCAGGGAACUCUUUGGGGAGGAGACCGCUGAGCUUUGCUGUCCAGCAGCCGAGGAGUCGCCAGCCCCCAGGCAGAGCUCCCGAGGCCCGCGUUUGGCAGAGCAAAGCGUCCCUGCGGUCAGAGCAGAGCCCGAGCGUCAGGCAGAUGCCUCGCCGCGCACGCCCGCCUCUCUAGAGCUCGGUGUCCUCCGAGAAGCCGGGGGAGAUACGGUGGUGGGGUCUGACGCGGGAGAGGCACCUCCGGCUUUGCCUCCGAGCACCCCCGAGAGCGCGGCAGACUCCCCGGGGCGCCCCGAAGAACUGGCGAGCCUUUCAAGGGAAAGAAGGUUUGCAGGCUCUCCCCAGGCCGAGGGAAAAAGAAGAGAGCGAAAGAGGAAACAGGCCUGGGGGGAGGAGAGUGAAAGCCCCGUGGAAGAGACGAGGAGGAAGAAGAGGGCAGAAGUUUCUGGGGCUGGACCAAAGAGAAGAGGCAGGAGGGUGCAGGAGGCCAGGAGGCCCACGUGGAAGAGACGAGGAGGAAGAAGAGGGCAGAAGUUUCUGGGGCUGGACCAAAGAGAAGAGGCAGGAGGGUGCAGGAGGCCAGGAGGCCCAGGUGUGUACCAGGCUCUGCCGCCCAUCUUUGCCACGAACGGUUCCUCGUGAAGGGUGUGCCCCAAGGAGAGGGGAACAAAGCCCUGCCUCGUCCUGCCCUUCUGGCUUUAUGGGAGCUUUCUGACUC